This is a messenger RNA of Symbiodinium natans, 903 nucleotides long. NCBI's taxonomy places the organism in Eukaryota, Dinophyceae, Suessiales, Symbiodiniaceae. The record is from the annotation of a GenBank genome assembly.
AUGGAUUCAUUCUCUGCGGGGCCGAUUGUGUAUUCAUCCCUGGAAGCUGACGAGCUCUAUGAAAGUGCCGAUGACAGUGAUGACAAAGGCGAAGCCGCAGAGGACGACGUCGAUGUGCGACACCUCGCAAGUGAUUCAACAUUGGAGAGGAUUGUGCGUCGACGUUUCGGGGUCUGGCAAUCUGGUGAAGGCAGGCAGUGCAGCAUCAUCAACGAGAUCUUUGACCGGUUGCACGUGCACUCGUACGACGUGAAGUAUGAGUCUUCGGUCCGCUGUCUGAGCUUGGACUUCUCGAUUGUCGGCAUGCGAGGCAUCUACGAGCAGCGGUCUUGCACUGACACGUCCCCAACUUGGGAGCUGUCGGCAAAGUCAGGGCAACUGGAGCAAGUCCCCAACCUGAAAGCAGCGUGGCUUUUGGACGAGGAGACUGUCCUGACGUGCUGCCACUACGAGGGAAAGGAGGCUGAGAGCUGGGUUGACGAAAAGCGGCUCGCGGAGCGAUUUGGCUCAGAGACGCUGGAGCGCAUGGGCGGAAUGGGCGUGCUGCUCGAACUGAUAGGUCUCAUCUGCGCUGAUGCCGGUGCGCCCUAUGCGACGAAGCUGCCCUUUGGCCUGCCCGAGGCCAUCGUGCGCUUGGGCGAGGCAGAAAGCUCCGGACGCUCUGGUGGCUACAGCACUGCCAUGAGCACUGCGCCACGCGACUUGCCAAAGAUGCCGACGAAGCCGUUGCCAGCCACAAGUGCUGGCCGAGUUGUGUCCGCAAAGAAUGCUGGGUUGCACUUUGUGCGGGCGCACCUCUGGUGUUGUGCGCUACGUGUUUGCUCAUGUCACCCGGGCUUGGCUCUGAUUGUUCGUGAUGCUGUGAAGCAACAUCAUGGUCGGAAUGGCCGGGGCCUCGGCUAG